UUCCACCAGAAUGGGCUUGUGUCUGGCCGUUCUGACCCAGGAGCAGAGUCUUGGCGCGUGAAGAGCGCAGGCGGACCAGAGGCCGGCUCCAUGUAUCCGGAAUCCACCACCGGCUCCCCGGCUCGGCUCUCCCUGAGGCAGACGGGCUCCCCCGGCAUGAUCUACAGUACUCGGUAUGGGAGCCCCAAAAGACAGCUCCAGUUUUACAGGAACCUGGGCAAGUCGGGCCUGCGGGUCUCCUGCCUGGGCCUGGGAACAUGGGUGACCUUCGGAGGCCAGAUCACCGACGAGAUGGCAGAGCAGCUCAUGACCUUGGCCUACGACAACGGGAUCAACCUCUUCGACACGGCGGAAGUCUACGCGGCGGGCAAGGCUGAGGUGGUUCUCGGGAGCAUCAUUAAGAAGAAGGGAUGGAGACGGUCCAGCCUGGUCAUCACCACCAAGAUCUUCUGGGGAGGAAAAGCGGAGACCGAGAGGGGCCUCUCCCGGAAACACAUCAUCGAAGGUCUGAAGGCCUCGCUGGAGCGGCUGCAGCUCGAGUACGUGGACGUGGUGUUUGCCAACCGCCCGGACCCCAACACGCCCAUGGAAGAGACUGUGCGCGCCAUGACCCACGUCAUCAACCAGGGGAUGGCCAUGUACUGGGGCACGUCGCGCUGGAGCUCCAUGGAGAUCAUGGAAGCCUACUCGGUGGCGCGGCAGUUCAACCUGAUCCCGCCCAUCUGCGAGCAGGCGGAGUACCACAUGUUCCAGCGCGAGAAGGUGGAGGUGCAGCUGCCCGAGCUCUUCCACAAGAUCGGAGUGGGUGCCAUGACCUGGUCCCCUCUGGCCUGCGGCAUCGUCUCUGGAAAGUAUGACAGCGGCAUCCCGCCCUACUCCAGAGCCUCCUUGAAGGGCUACCAGUGGCUGAAGGACAAGAUCCUGAGUGAGGAGGGCCGGCGCCAGCAGGCCAAGCUGAAGGAGCUGCAGGCCAUCGCCGAGCGCCUGGGCUGCACCCUCCCGCAGCUGGCCAUAGCCUGGUGCCUGAGGAACGAGGGCGUCAGCUCCGUGCUCCUGGGCGCGUCCAGCGCAGACCAGCUGAUGGAGAACAUCGGAGCGAUCCAGGUCCUCCCCAAGCUGUCAUCCUCCAUCGUCCACGAGAUCGACAGCAUCUUGGGCAACAAACCCUACAGCAAGAAGGACUACCGGUCCUAGGGCCGCCGGCCGGACACUCCCUCCCCCGUCCGUUCGUCUGUUCGCUCGCCGCCCCUCGCUUCCGCUGUUUGAAGCCAAGUCGUGAACGUGGUUCGCAUCACAAAGAAAGCCCUCCGGGGUGUCCUGGGGAAACACCUCAGAAGCCGCUGCCACACCCCACCCACUGCUCCGCGGACCCCCGUCCUGCCGGGGCGCCCCGAUCCUUAGGAGGCCGUCAGGUGUCCCCCCAGGCUGAACCUCCCCGCCGGGCCUCCCCGGAGCCUCCGCAAGCCCAGGCCAGGCUGGACCAGGGGCGGGGCAGGCAGGGCCGGCUCUCCUCUGCCGAAACCCCGCUGGCGUCGGCGGCAGGGAGGAGGACCGGGGGCCUGGUCCUCCUGGGGCCCCCCCACAGGGCCCUGGGUGCUGGGCUGGGCCUCCCCAGGGGUCUCCCUCUGACCCAGGGCCCGACCUCAGCUGCUUCCCCACCCCUGACCCCCACCUCCUCCCUGGCUGGUAGGGGUUGGAAUCCAGGGGGGCUGGCUCUGCAGUCUGGGGCCCACAAGAAGUUUGGGGGUCUGAUUUCAAGCUCAUUGCCCUUGGCAGCGGCCCCACCUCCUCCCUGCCAGGUACCCGUCGCUGCCCCCGAGGCCGUGCGUGCUGAGCUGGGCUGGCUGCUGGCCACGCGUGGGAAAGGACAUUUGCCCGGCUGGGGUCGGCCUCGGCGUCUGCAGGGGACAGGCUAGAGCCCUGCCCGGGGCCCGGGGCCUUCUGUCUGUGCCCAGCACCAGGAGUCUUGUACCCCUAGCCGCAGCCCCCACGGUGGAGGAACGACCCCCGCAGGCUCUCCCUGGAGAGGCGGGGUUGAGGUGCUCUGUCUUGGGGCGCUAAGCAUCUCUGUGCUCAGAGCUUGCGACCUGGGCAGAUGGGCAGCAGUGCCACCCCUGGGACCCCCACACGCUGUGACGUGUGGGGGUGUCACUGCACACCACUCCCAGCCUGGAGCAGGUUGGGGACAGGGACGAAGGACAGGACACACAGGCAGCCCCAGCCUGGGGCCA
Molecule: messenger RNA, 2231 nt
Organism: Eptesicus fuscus (big brown bat)
Lineage: Eukaryota; Metazoa; Chordata; Mammalia; Chiroptera; Vespertilionidae
Gene: KCNAB2
Product: potassium voltage-gated channel subfamily A regulatory beta subunit 2
Exons: 16
Coding region: 91-1194 (367 amino acids)
Biological process (GO): regulation of action potential; potassium ion transport; regulation of potassium ion transmembrane transport
Cellular component (GO): membrane; cytoplasm; voltage-gated potassium channel complex
Molecular function (GO): transmembrane transporter binding; potassium channel regulator activity; voltage-gated potassium channel activity
Source: RefSeq, a predicted model, not a curated record